UCUGUAUAGUUUACAAUACCUAUUUGUGGUCUUAUCGUUGUAACUGAAAAAGAAAUAAAACUUACAAUUAUAAGUUCACAAUAAAAUUUGUAAUCGAUGCAACUUACACGGAUAGCUAGCAAUCUUUGGUUUUGCUUUAGAAACUGUAUUUAGGAAAGUACUUUUCCCUGCAUUAGGAAAGCCAACCAGACCAACGUCUGCAAUUAAUCUUAGAUCAAGAAUUAUGGUUCGACUUUCACCCUUAAGUCCACAGUAUCCUGUACUUUCGCAACCACCUAAACCACCCUUUGCAACCAGAACGUUUGCACCUUCUGAAUUUACUUCGCCUGUGUACAUAUAAAUGGAGAAAAUUGUAGUCGACCGUUGAAAUUAUGAAAUUCAAUGCAAAUAAAGCAUAAACAAGCAGUACCAAGUUUGACAUUGUUGCCGUCAUAAACGGUAAUACCUACUGGAACACUUAUACUCAGAUCUGUUCCAGGGGUACCGAUAAUUCCUCUCGAUGUACUUUCACCGCCUGGUCCAGCUUUCAAUUUGAAGCUUUUUAAUUUAGAUUUAACUUUUUCCAGAGUUAAAUCUUCUUUCGAUACAAUAAAUACAUUUCCUCCUGCACCACCUAUUCCACCGUAACGAGGAAGUCCGGAACCUCCAGGUCCUCCGGUUACGUGUACGCGUAAACUGUCAAUUAGUCCACGACGUCGAAAUUUUCUUGCCAACUAAACAGAUGGAAGAUUAUACACACUUCUCUUCUCUAUCCUGAAUUUUGAAACUGAUUUUUGGUUGCUGAUGCGACAUAUUCGAAUGAAAAAGAUGAACGUUGCGUGAAGAAGUUGAUCAAAUGGCGGCAAGUUUAAGUAGGCAAAGAGUGAAUUUGAUUGUACCUGUAACGAGUACGUGGAAUACAGAAAUCAAGAAGAGUAAUCAAGACUAAGAUUCGUUCUCGAGAAUUAGCUGACGCCAUUCGUCGACUCUGACUGCUCGCGUAUCACAAUUUAGGAGGCACCCUGUACGUACUAAAAUAAUUGUGCUCAGAAAGAUGUGCCGAAACUGGAAGCUCAUAUAAGCGGAAACAUUUCUUAUCGUUAGAGGCAAUUGAUUUAUUUCGAGAAGAUGGAUAGAGAUGACGAGGAUUUUGGAGAGGGUUUCAUCGCGGAAUCUCAUCCUCUUAGACCGACGCAUCUUUCCGUGCCCAUCAGUGGUCGCCCCGAUUCCAGAGCACCGAGUAUCAGUAGCAGCGUCAGUGAUCUAGAUGUCCCAAUUUAUGCGAGAGAUACCACUAUACCCGUCUCGGCACGUAAAGGUCUAAACGGACGGUUAGCGUUUGCUAUUGCGGCUGCUGCGCUCGGAUCGUCUUUCCAACAUGGGUACAACACCGGUGUCGUUAACGCACCUCAGCAGCUUAUCGAGGACUGGAUCAGCGAGCUGAAAACGAAUCGUACCGGUGUGCCGCCGAAACAAUCGGAGGUAACGAUGAUAUGGUCGAUAGCAGUGUCGAUAUUCUGUGUUGGCGGGAUGAUCGGCGGUUCUCUGGUGGGUUCUAUAGCCGAUCGUUUCGGUAGAAAGGGUGGUCUCUUACUGAACAACGUGCUGGUCCUCCUCACAGUAAUUUUCGAGGGCUGUGCCAAAUCAGCGAACAGUUACGAGAUGAUAAUCGUCGGAAGACUCCUGAUCGGUAUCAACGCGGGAUUGAAUGCCGGUCUAGCGCCCAUGUAUUUAGCCGAGAUAUCGCCUAUCCAUCUGCGAGGAGCCGUCGGAACGGUUUAUCAAUUGGUUAUCACCAUGUCUAUUCUCGUAUCGCAGAUUCUCGGGCUGGAGCAAGUGAUGGGCACGGUCGAUCAUUGGCCUCUUCUUUUAUGCUUGACGAUCGUUCCCGCGAUCUUCCAAGUGGCCACGCUUCCGCUAUGCCCGGAAAGUCCGAAAUUCUUGUUGCUCAGUAGAGGAAAGGACAUGGAAGCUCAAAGAGCUUUGUCCUGGCUACGCGGCACGAUCGAAGUUCACGACGAGAUGGAAGAAAUGAGGGCGGAGUACGAAUCGGUGAGGAUGGUGCCAAAGGUCACGCUGAAAGAACUCUUUGUGAAUCCUGCUCUUCGAAUCCCGCUGAUAAUCGCGCUCAUGGUGAUGUUCGCGCAACAACUGUCCGGCAUAAACGCUGUCAUGUUUUUCUCGACGAAGAUCUUCACGAUGGCGCAACUCGACAAGAACGCGGCACAGAAUGCAACGAUGGGUGUCGGAGCGAUGAACGUACUCAUGACUUUCAUUUCCUUGAUACUCGUCGAGAAGGCUGGAAGGAAAACGUUGCUUAUGAUCGGCUUCACCGGAAUGUUCAUCGACACUGCUUUGCUCGCGAUCUGUCUCGCUUUCGCUGACACGUCCCGCGCGGCAGCCUACUUUUCGAUCUUGUUGGUGAUCAUGUUCGUGGUCUUGUUCGCGACCGGACCCGGAAGUAUUCCCUGGUUCUUGGUAUCGGAACUGUUCAGUCAAUCUGCGAGACCAGCCGCGACUUCGGUCGCCAUCGCGGUCAAUUGGACAGCGAAUUUCAUCGUCAGUAUCGGAUUCUUACCAAUGCAAGAGACGUUAGGUGCUUACGUAUUCAUUAUUUUCGCGGUACUGCAAGCAUUCUUCACCUUCUUCAUUUACAAGAAAGUGCCCGAAACCAAGAACAAGACGAUGGAGGAGAUCAGUAGCAUGUUCCGACAGAUUUCUUACCAAUAGAACCAACGAGGACUCUGUGUUCCGUGUGCGAGCUUUCUCGCGUGUCUCGACAAAAUUCAAUGAUCCAGCAGUAAUUUGUUUCGAAAGGAACGUCCCGAGACGAAUGCGAACAACAAACCGAGCGCCGAUGCGAAUUUCUUAGAAGAAUCCGUGGCUUGACUGUAACGAGCGCAUCGCGACGACUCUUUCAAUUCGUUCGUUGUCAUCGAUCGUAACAAUGUUUUACCAACAAA
Megalopta genalis is the source of this 2942-nucleotide messenger RNA. Its product is annotated as solute carrier family 2, facilitated glucose transporter member 1. Gene Ontology annotation, cellular component: membrane. Gene Ontology annotation, molecular function: hexose transmembrane transporter activity. Gene Ontology annotation, biological process: monosaccharide transmembrane transport. The record is from RefSeq and is a predicted model, not a curated record. NCBI's taxonomy places the organism in Eukaryota, Metazoa, Arthropoda, Insecta, Hymenoptera, Halictidae.